AUGCAAUUCAAAAAGAGACACCUCGCUGCUCUCCUCUUCUCCCUCUCCUCUCUUAUUCCCACGGCCACUGCUAUCGAUUGCUACUCGCACAAUGGUGUCAACGCAAACUCCUCCGAAUUCUACAACGCCACCCGCGAUGGAGCCUUGAUUGCGUGCGGCACAGGCGCGACGACCUGCUGCCUAGAGAGCGAGUACUGCGACGUCGAUCUGCUCUGCCAUUCUCGUAGUACUGGCGAGUACACAAGGCAGUAUUGCACGGAUCCGGAUUGGCCCGAGGAUGCAUGUUCGCAGCUUUGUCCUAGCUACGGCGCCGCCGGUAUUGCCUUAACAGCAUGCGACAACGCCGGGACGAAAUUCUGCUGCGGCCCCAACGCAGACGACUGCUGCAAAGCCGGGAACUAUACGCAGAUUAACAAGAAGAACGGGCAGAUUGUGGCUAUCGGAACCAGCACGGUCCCCACGACUACUACCUCGGCUACGCCUACUUCGUCCUCGAAUGCGACUACAAGUGGUAGCGGUGCGUCUGCGACGACGACGGCUGCCGAUACGAAUGCGGCGGAUAGCGGCGAUGGUCUGACCGAGCAGUCGAAGCUUGGGAUCGGGCUUGGUGUUGGUCUUGGUGUUCCGUUUUUGAUCGCUGCUGGUGUGGCGCUGUUUCUUUGGAGACGGUCGCUUGCUGCGAAGACGGGUGCCGGUGCGGAGAAGAAUACGGGUGCUACUGGGACUGGGGCUGCUGGUGCUGGGGAUCCUAAUGCCGGCGCGCCGUAUGAAGUUGCUGGUUCUGCUGCGCCGCCAUAUGGACAUGGGUUGCACAGGCACAGGUAUCGGGGCAUGAUGUUACUGGGAACCGGAGUAAGGGUGUGCAUCAGCUUGAGGCUAAUGAGGCGCGGGUGGAGUUGGAGGAUGCGAGGGUUCAUGAAAUGCCGUAGGCGCUUUGCUCUGGGGUAG
Molecule: messenger RNA, 948 nt
Organism: Aspergillus chevalieri
Lineage: Eukaryota; Fungi; Ascomycota; Eurotiomycetes; Eurotiales; Aspergillaceae
Exons: 3
Coding region: 1-948 (315 amino acids)
Source: RefSeq, a predicted model, not a curated record